Messenger RNA from Aureococcus anophagefferens, 459 nucleotides. RefSeq lists its product as hypothetical. The record is from RefSeq and is a predicted model, not a curated record. The transcript has a single exon. Gene Ontology annotation, molecular function: structural constituent of ribosome. Gene Ontology annotation, cellular component: mitochondrial large ribosomal subunit. Lineage: Eukaryota; Pelagophyceae; Pelagomonadales; Pelagomonadaceae. Gene Ontology annotation, biological process: translation. The annotation marks the transcript as partial.
GUGCGGCUGAACACGCUGCGGCCCGCGCCGGGGUCGACGAAGCAGGCGAAACGCGUCGGGCGGGGCAUCGGGUCGGGCCUGGGGAAGACGGCGGGCCGGGGCCACAAGGGCACGCGGAGCCGGAGCGGCGGCAGCGUCCGCGUGGGCUUCGAGGGCGGGCAGACGCCGCUGCACAAGCUGCUGCCCAAGGUCGGCUUCCGGCCGCCGCGGCGCGAGGCCCUGGACCCGCUCAACGUCGGCGCCGUCCAGCUCUGGAUCGACAUGGGCCGCCUCGCGUGCGGCGAGCGGGAGCUCCUGACGACGCGCGACCUCGUCGAGUGCGGCCUCGUGUCCAAGAAGACCCGGGGCGUCAAGCUCCUCGGCGGCGACGGUUCCGCGCUCACGGCCAGGGUGCACCUCGAGGUGAGCCGCGCGUCGCGGGGCGCCAUCGCGGCCGUCGAGGCCGCGGGCGGCACGGUG